This is a messenger RNA of Ilex paraguariensis (yerba mate), 731 nucleotides long. The record is from the annotation of a GenBank genome assembly. NCBI's taxonomy places the organism in Eukaryota, Viridiplantae, Streptophyta, Magnoliopsida, Aquifoliales, Aquifoliaceae.
CCUUAUGGUAUCUCUGUCUUUGCUCUUCUUCUCAGUGAAACUCACGUUCUAGCAAAGAUGACCGCUUGCAUAUCUUCGCCAACACCUUCAACUUUUCUUCAAUCCUCUGUAGUUUUUCCAAUUCGCAGAGAGAAACCCACUUCGCUCUCAUGGUCUUCCUCAUUUCCUCAGCUGAACCUAUCCAUCAAUUCAAUCUCAAGCCCUUCAAAUAUCACUUUGAACCUGGGAUUUGUUGUUCAAGCUGCAUGGACACGGAGAUCUCGAGGUGAAGCUGCAAAGAAACCUAACAGAAAAUCAUGGAAGCAAAGGACGGAUAUGUACAUGAGACCAUUUCUACUAAAUGUUUUCUUUUCAAAGCGAUUUAUCCAUGCAAAAGUGAUGCAUCGCGGAACAAGCAAGGUGAUAUCAGUGGCAACCACGAAUUCCAAAGAUCUAAGGAACACAUUACCAUCCCUCACCGAUAAUAAUGCCUGCAGAGUUAUAGGCAAGCUGAUUGCUGAACGAUCAAAAGAAGCUGAUGUAUUUGCAAUGUCAUAUGAGCCCAGGAAAGAUGAGCGUAUUGAAGGCAGGCUUGGGAUUAUUCUGGAUACCAUUAAGGAGAAUGAUAUCAUAUUUUGUUAAUCUGUUGUUUCAGUUUGGUAUUUUGUUUCAGUUUGGAUUUUUAUGUAUUUGCUCGAUAUCUCAAAAAUUUAGAGAUUAAUGGUAAUUUAUAGUGAGAUGCGAUAUCUACG